AUGACGCGGGUAUCUCAAUGUUGUCCGUUUCAAUCACAAAGACAAACUCAACCAAAAUCAAACACAGAAGGUGAUGAUGAGGACGAGAGAAAGGAAGAAUCAGAAGGUGAUGAUGAGGAGAAAGGGACAUCGAGUAGUUCUAGUUCUGAUGAAAAGAAGAAGGGGAAAAGGCCGAUGAAAGGCAAAAAGCGAAAUCAGAAGUAUCAGAGUAUCAAUGAGAUUAAGUAUGGUCCAGGGGGAGAAUCGAAAGGUGUUGUAAUUCGAGACAGAGAUGCUGCUAAAGAAUCUGAUGGUGGACCCAUACGAAUACCACCUUCUGCCAGAAGAAAUAGAACUCCACGUAUUGAGGUUAAGCGUUCGUACCCUCUACGAUCUCGAGAGGAAGAUUCAGAGGAAAAGGAGCGAAAAGGCAAAGAAAAAGAGCAGGAAACUGAUGUUUGGGAAGCAAAUCCAGACACUGAUCAGAAAGGGAAGAAUAUUGCAGAGGAUUCUGAUGAUGAGAGCAAUUCUUCAGACCCGGAGUGGACAGGUUGA
Cynara cardunculus var. scolymus (artichoke) is the source of this 534-nucleotide messenger RNA. RefSeq names its product protein PXR1-like. The record is from RefSeq and is a predicted model, not a curated record. Bases 1 to 534 code for a protein of 177 amino acids. NCBI's taxonomy places the organism in Eukaryota, Viridiplantae, Streptophyta, Magnoliopsida, Asterales, Asteraceae. The transcript has a single exon.